This is a messenger RNA of Medicago truncatula (barrel medic), 2108 nucleotides long. RefSeq names its product WRKY transcription factor 72B. Gene Ontology annotation, biological process: regulation of DNA-templated transcription. The coding region runs from base 162 to 1916 and encodes 584 amino acids. The record is from RefSeq and is a predicted model, not a curated record. Gene Ontology annotation, molecular function: DNA-binding transcription factor activity; sequence-specific DNA binding. NCBI's taxonomy places the organism in Eukaryota, Viridiplantae, Streptophyta, Magnoliopsida, Fabales, Fabaceae. The transcript has 4 exons.
UGUUUAUUCCAAGUCUAGCUCAUGAGAGUUGAUUGGUUUAUUAAAGAGUUAUAUGGCCUUGUCAAAAAUAUAAAUAAAUAAGAGAGGAGUAUUAUGAUUAUAUAUAUAAAGGGGUUAAUUAUGUGAGAUUGAACAAUAUUGAGAAAAUAAUAAGAGAGAUUAUGUCAAAAAUGUCGAGUCCUAGCAGUUCAGAGAUUGAAGAGAAAAGAGUUACUUCAAUUAUUCAUGAAGUUGUUGAAGUUGAUUGCUCUACUGAACAAGAGGUUACAAAGGAAGACAAACCAAAAUGUUCUAAAGAGGAGAUGGGUGAGGUGAAAGAAGAAAACGAAAGAUUGAAGACGAUGCUAUCGCGAGUUGAAAAAGAUUACAAUUCCCUUCAACUCCGUUUCUUUGACAUCGUUAACAAAGACGUUUCUAUGAAAGAUAUAGAAGAUUCAUCAACUAAUUCACACGAAGAAAUCGAUGAAGAACCCGAGUUUGUGUCACUUUGCCUUGGAAGAAGUCCAAAUGAGUAUAAGAAAGAUGCAAAAAACAUUGAAAACCCUAACAAACCUAAAGAGAAAGAAGAUAUGGAAGUUAACCUAAGUCUUGGAUUAGACUCUAAAUAUAUGGUUCCAAUGGAGUUAGUAUCUGAUUUGAGUCCAAUGAAUAGCUCAGAAGAAUUACCAAAGGAAGUUGAAGUUGAAGAAAAAGGAGCAAUAUUUUCAACAAAUAAAUCAACAAAAGUGAUAAAUGUAAAUGAUGAGAUUUCAGAACUAUUGCCUGCUAAAAGAGUCAGAGUUUCUGUGAGAGCUAAAUGUGAUACUCCCACGAUGAAUGAUGGAUGUCAAUGGAGGAAAUAUGGACAAAAGAUAGCAAAAGGAAAUCCAUGUCCAAGAGCUUACUAUCGUUGUACAGUUGCACCAGCUUGCCCAGUUAGGAAACAGGUCCAAAGAUGUGCUGAUGACAUGUCCAUCUUAAUCACAACAUAUGAAGGAACACACAAUCACCCUCUUCAAGUAACAGCAUCAGCCAUGGCAUACACAACUUCAGCUGCAGCUUCAAUGAUGGUAUCAGGUUCAUCAACAUCAUCAUCAUCAUCACAUCAAAAUCAAAAUAUCCAUCACAACAAUUCCACAUCUUUUGGAAAUUCACCAACACAAAUCAAUGGUCUAAAUUUCAAUCAUCACCAAUUUGAACAAUCAAGAACACCAAAACAACAUUUCUUCAUUCCACCAAACCAUAAUAAUUUGUUUCCAACAAUCACUCUUGACCUAACUUCUCCUUCAUCCUUAUCAUCAUCAAACAUACCUUCAAAUGUUCCGAGAUUUUCGCCAAAUAAUCUUAGUUUUUGUUCCACACAACAACCAAAUUUCACACCAAUAUCAUCCAUUUGGAACAAUAGUAACAAUAAAUUAGGGUUUAUUAACAAUAACACAAACCCUAAUAUUGAAAAAACUCAAGUUAGGCCUUUUAAUCAUUUCCAAGAAAAUUUCUAUCAAAAUCAAAAUUGCAUGACAAGUUAUCAAACCCCUUCAAGACAAGCUUUGGCUGAAACAAUAAGCAAAGCAAUUAGCACUGAUCCAAGUCUUCAUUCAGUUAUAGCUGCUGCAGUUUCGUCGAUUGUAGGACAAGGAUCAAACAAUGGUGGAAAGCAAGAAGAAAAUAGAGAGAAUGGUUUAGGUGCAGGGUUGAAUUUGAAACUUGGUGAGUAUCCUCAAAUGGUUUCAAACAAUUUGUUGAAUCAAAAUGGUAAGGGAUGCUUGAAGGGUUCAUACUUCAAAAGAUUGUCACCAACAACAAGUUCACAGGCUAAAAAUUUCAUGCUUCUUCAACCUUCAUUGCCAUUUUCUGUUUCUAAGAGCAGUGCUAGUAAACCUCCAUCCAUUGUUAACAAUAUCAACAAUUUUGAUCUAGAUAAGAACAAACAUAAUUAACACUUUUGAACUCAAAAUAGAAUUCAGAUCCUCCACUGAUGUUAUAUGGUACAACAGCUGGCUGUACCAUACAACAGUGGUAGAGGAUCUAAUUUCCUCAUAGGUUGUUUGAAUCUUCUGUCGCAGUUGUAGCCACGACAAAGUCGUUGAAUCUAACUUUAUAGAAUAAAAAAUUGUUUCUUUUAGAUUUAA